AUGGAAAAGUCAAUUUCCUACAAAAUGUCUGAAAAAGAGCCAGUACAAGAGGCCCAAGAGACGUACCCAUCGCCAAUGAAACUAGCCGUGAUCGUGACAGCUCUCUGCCUUGCAAUAUUUUGCAUGGCGCUGGACAAUACAAUUAUUGCGACAGCCAUUCCUCAUAUCACCGCUCAAUUUCAUGCGCUCGAUAACGUGGGUUGGUAUGGUAGCGCUUAUUUCCUCACCACCUGCUCAAUGCAACUGGUCUUUGGAAAGCUUUAUACAUUCUGCUCUGUCAAAUGGGUGUUCCUGUCAGCAUUGAUCAUUUUCGAAGUCGGAUCUUUGAUUUGCGGUGUAACACCGAAUUCAUUGGGACUAAUACUUGGUCGAGCGAUUGCCGGGAUCGGGACAUCAGGUGUAUUCUCUGGUGCUAUUCUGAUCAUUGCAAACUCGGUGCCAUUAGAAAAAAGACCUUUAUAUACUGGGAUUGUCGGGGGUAUGUAUGGGAUCGCGAGCGUUGCAGGGCCUUUAAUGGGAGGAGCUUUUACAGACCAUGCUUCGUGGCGUUGGUGCUUCUUCAUCAACCUUCCAAUUGGUGCUGUGACCUUUAUCUUCCUGCUCUGUUUCUAUCAUUCUCCCCCGAAAGCCAAGUCAACUUUGUCUCUCAGGGAGCAGAUCCAGCAGUUUGAUAUCAUUGGCACAAUCUUCUUUAUUCCAUCUAUUAUAUGCUUGCUCUUGGCAUUGCAAUGGGGUGGUUCAGUCUAUGAAUGGAACAAUGGAAAAAUAAUAGCCUUGUUCGUCGUUUUUGGGGUUCUGAUGAUUGCCUUCGUUUUUGUGCAGCUCUGGCGACAAGAGAAUGCCACACUUCCACCACGAAUCUUUGGAAACCGGAAUGUAUGGGGAAGCUCUUUGUUUACCUUCUGCCUUGGUGCGGCUUUUUUCGCCCUGGUUUACUACCUCCCUAUCUGGUUCCAGUCCAUCAAAGGUGUCUCAGCAGUGAAAUCAGGCAUCAUGAACCUCCCCAUGCUUCUUGCUCAGGUUCUCUUGUCUAUUGUGGCAGGGGCUUGUGUCACAAAAUUCGGCUACUAUACCCCUUUCAUGAUUAUUUCAUCUUUGCUCAUGGCAGUGGGGGCAGGUCUUUUGUCAACAUUCCAUCCUGACACAGGAAGUGGGAAAUGGAUUGGCUAUCAGAUUAUCUUUGGUGCUGGGGUGGGAACUGGCAUGCAACAGGCACUUAUAGCUGUUCAAAAAUCCCUUCCACUUGCCGAUGUGCCCAUUGCGACAGCUGCGGUCAUGUUUUCGCAAACCCUUGGUGGAGCUGUGUUCGUUUCUGUGGCGCAGAACGUUUUUACAAACGCACUUCUGCAGAAUCUGUCUGGUAUAUCGGGAAUUGAUUCACAGCAGGUUGUCGACAUUGGUGCCACGGCCUUGAAAGAUCUUAUCCCGGCAAACGUCUUACCACGGGUUCUUUCCGCCUACAAUGAAGGUCUUGUGGCUGCCUUCUACGUGUCGACUGCUAUGGGAGCAUUGUCAUUGUUCGGAACAUUAUUCGUGCAGUGGAAAUCUGUGAAGGCUUGA
Penicillium expansum is the source of this 1560-nucleotide messenger RNA. Its product is annotated as MDR family MFS transporter. The transcript has 4 exons. Gene Ontology annotation, molecular function: transmembrane transporter activity. The record is from RefSeq and is a predicted model, not a curated record. Gene Ontology annotation, biological process: transmembrane transport. Lineage: Eukaryota; Fungi; Ascomycota; Eurotiomycetes; Eurotiales; Aspergillaceae. Bases 1 to 1560 code for a protein of 519 amino acids.